Trichomycterus rosablanca is the source of this 2631-nucleotide messenger RNA. RefSeq names its product solute carrier family 41 member 2b (gene slc41a2b). The coding region runs from base 179 to 1819 and encodes 546 amino acids. The transcript is spliced from 11 exons. Gene Ontology annotation, molecular function: monoatomic cation transmembrane transporter activity. Gene Ontology annotation, biological process: monoatomic cation transport. The record is from RefSeq and is a predicted model, not a curated record. NCBI's taxonomy places the organism in Eukaryota, Metazoa, Chordata, Actinopteri, Siluriformes, Trichomycteridae. Gene Ontology annotation, cellular component: plasma membrane.
CGCGGUUGCACAGCCACAACUGGAAAGUCCAGAAGCUCUGCUACAUCUUUACUGAGGAACUGCUCUGUUUAUACACUGGUCAAAGCUUUGUGGAGCAGUGUUUGUAAUACCAAGUCCCAUCUUUUUUCCUCCAUCUCAUUUAAGAAGGCCAUGAGCCAGUUUUUUCUCUGGCUGCAUUAUGAACCUCCGCACAGUAGGGGGUUCUGUGUUAAACACCCUGCGACCUAGCCCUGCCGUAGGUGGUGGUGGAGGAGCCCGCUGGGGCUCGCUUUCUCUGAAGCCAAUGUCUGGCUUGCUACACACCAUGGUUCCUUCAGGUUACACUGCCCUGCAGGAGGAAAGACUGCCCAUGGUGGAACUAAGCUCUCCCAAGUCUGAGACGCACCAAAACGGCUUUCACUGUGAAGGACGUCGCCUUUCUGAUCGCUCUGGAGAUGGACGAUAUGGCGAGACUGAACCUAUGCUGUCUGAUGGCCGACUCUCAGGAGAGGAGGCAGACGAGGAAGAGGGCAGUGAAGAGGAGGGGCAGAGACCAGCCACACGGAACAUGCCCAAGGAGUCACCGCUUGCCAUGGCACUGCAGAUUCUGGUACCUUUUCUGCUGGCUGGUUUUGGCACUGUGUCAGCUGGCAUGGUGUUAGACAUUGUGCAGCAUUGGGAUGCAUUCAAAGAUGUCACAGAGAUCUUCAUUCUGGUCCCUGCUCUUCUGGGUCUGAAAGGAAACCUGGAGAUGACACUAGCCUCCAGACUCUCCACAGCGGUAAAUGUUGGAAAAAUGGACUCUCCCAUAGAAAAGUGGAACCUUAUCAUUGGGAAUUUGGCGCUUAAACAGGUACAAGCUACAGUGGUGGGGUUUCUGGCAGCGGUGGCGGCCAUGGUUCUUGGAUGGAUACCUGAAGGAAAGUUUCAGAUGAGUCAUGCUGUUCUCCUUUGUUCAAGCAGUGUGGCCACAGCCUUCAUAGCCUCCAUGCUUCAAGGCAUCAUCAUGGUGGGCGUGAUUGUGGGCUCGAAGAAAACAGGCAUUAACCCUGAUAACGUAGCCACACCUAUUGCUGCCAGCUUCGGAGACCUCAUUACGCUAGCCAUCCUAGCAUGGAUCAGUCAGGGGCUUUAUAACUGCCUGGGCUCCCGCCCGUACGUGUCAUAUUUGGUUUGUGCCUUUUUCUUGUGCCUGACUCCAGUGUGGAUGGUCAUCUCCUCUAAACACCCAGCUAGCAGACAGCUUCUCUACUCUGGUUGGGAGCCGGUCAUAACGGCCAUGGUCAUCAGCAGUAUUGGGGGUCUCAUCCUGGAUAAAACCGUGUCCGACCCCAACCUGGCUGGUAUUGUGGUCUAUACCCCUGUAAUAAAUGGUAUUGGUGGAAACCUGGUUGCUAUCCAGUCUAGUCGAAUCUCUACAUACCUGCACUUUCACAGUAACCCAGGAGAGGUACCAGAGGAGGCCAGAGGCUGCUAUUAUCCUUGCCGUACCUUCUGUGGCUCAGGAGCCAAUCACCGGUCAGCGCAGGUGCUGCUCUUGUUGGUAAUCCCCGGUCAUGUGAUCUUCCUGUACACCAUUCAUCUGAUGAAGAGUGGCCACACCACACUGACACCAAUCUUCAUGACUGUUUAUUUGGCUACAGCGCUACUACAGGUCCUCCUGUUGCUGUGUAUAGCAGACUGGAUGGUGCACUCUAUGUGGAAAAAUGGGAAGGACCCGGACAGUUUCUCCAUCCCAUACCUAACAGCCUUGGGCGACUUCCUGGGAACAGCUCUUUUGGCCCUUAGCUUUCACUUCCUGUUUUUGAUUGGGGAUCAGGACAGUGACGUCGGUGAUUAGAGUCAAUAUUUUGACCCACAUACGUCUGUUAAGUUUCAGCCAAAGCAAUGCCGGUUUGCUAGGAGGCUGCUGAUCGCAUCGGUAAAAGCUGCCCGCUUCAUUUGGCUGAUUGUUUAUAAAAAGAUUACUAGUGGACCAAUUAGAAGACCACUGGUGGCAAAGCAAAUGUGGUAUUACUUUGUCAGUCUGAACACUUUAUAUCUCUUUAUAAAGGUUAUUUAAUAUCCUUAAAUUAAAUAAGUGCAUUAUUAAAUGCAGUAUUUUUGCCGUCACUAUUCCAGGAUUUAUCAAGAGUCUGUUUGAAAAGAAGAAAACCUUAAGAGACAUUUAAAGCUGAAGAAAAAACUUUCACAAAUUUAUUCACACAUUUAAGCUUAUCCUUCCAUUGCAUUGACCAUAGUGCUUUAUACUUCCAGCGAUUGUUGAUUAAAGUCAUGAUCAUUAUUAUUUUAUCAUAUAUUUUGUUGUCUCAUACUCCACUCUCGGAGAGAUCCUGCACUUUUAAAGCCAAAUGGUACAUCGUGUGGUCUGUCAUGUCAGUCUAACGCUUGUUUCAGUGUUGACACGGUUCAUGUAUUCUGUUUACAUCUAUUCAACGUUUAAUGAAAUAGGAUGUGUGUUCCUGAACAUUGAUAACAUGUGGGUCAUGCGUCGGCAUUCUUCUUUAAUCAUUUACACCCUGUUCUUGCUGCACAGCUCUAUACAGGUGCAUAUAUACUUGUGUUUCUGUUAUCUGUGCCGAGGACAAGUUUAAAUCAGUUUUUGUGUCUGGCUUUUUUAUACUUCAAAUAAAUGUAUUUGUUCAUGGGUAA